UGAUUUUUAUUUUUACUGGAGCGGAUCCUAUACAAAGACACCGACCGUUUAUUUAGACUUCUCUCCUGCCACAUUCUGGCUUCCGCCCCCGCACUCACGGCUACAUGACCCCGCCCCGGAACCUUGUGUCUCCGGAACUAGAUGACGAAGUGCUCUACGUUACACCGGACGCAACUCUCAGGGGACGCUUCCGGCGAGGGAACAUGGCUGCCCCUGCGGGCGACUCACGUGUGAGAACGGGGAAAAAGCUGAAAAUUUCACUAAAGAAGAAGAAGAAGGUGAAAAUGGUAGCCAGGACUGUAGCAUCUGAGUUGGAAGAUGAGGACCGAGACGCUGCUGACAGUAGAGCUCCUAUAAGAAGCUGUGGAUCAGAAGAGGAUCACUUUUCUUCUUCUGAUGAAGCAGUAGAAGCUGACAAUGAAGAUGAAAAUGCUGCAGGGGCUGCUGUCGGGACUAACAUGGGCUGGGCAGAUGCCAUGGCUAAAGUCCUUAGCAAGAAAACCCCCCAAAAUCAGUCUACUAUUCUGGUCAAGAACAAAGAGCUGGAAAAGGAAAAAGAAAAGUUGAAGCAAGAGAGGCUAGAGAAAAGAAAGCAGCUUGAUAAGAAGCGAGAAUGGGAAAUGAUGUGCAGAGUAAAGCCAGAUGUCAAAGACAAAGAAACAGAGAGGAAUCUUCAGAGAAUUGCAACAAGGGGUGUUGUGCAGUUAUUUAAUGCUGUUCAGAAGCAUCAGAAGAAUGUUGAUGAAAAGGUUAAGGAGGCUGGAGGCUCUAUUAGAAAGCGUGCUAAGUUGAUAUCAACUGUUUCCAAGAAAGAUUUCAUCAGUGUCCUGAGAGGGAUGGAUGGAAGUACAAAUGAGAAAAGUUCGACAGGAAAGAAUUCAAAAGCCAAACAGACUAAAGUGAAAUCAAAAGACAGCCCAGGUUGGACGAUCCUACGUGAUGAUUUCAUGAUGGGGGCGUCCAUGAAAGACUGGGACAAAGAAAGUGACGGACCGGACCUCCGCAGGCCAGGAUCUGGAAGGGACUCCGACACAUGACUCUAUGUGAUCAGAAACAAAAUGGACAAACAUUUUAAUUUUCCUAGAAAAAUACCUCAUGCUGUGAAAGUUGGGGAAUUAAAAGGAUACUGUUUGUAAAAAAAAGCCAAAAGACUUACUUACUAUUACCAAUUUUAAUGUUUCCUUUUUUUAUGUCAAAUUCUGUUAAAAUUACAUUUUUAAAACCUUGUAUAAUUUUAAGCAUUGUUCCUUAGAACACUUGUAAAAAGAAAUAUUUCUACUUGGCCAGAGAGAGAUACACAUUUUUCCAGGAUCAUUUUAUGCUUGCAUAUUGGUCAUGGAUAUUGGUGUUCUGUUUCAGUGUUAACCAGUAUUUCUAGAAAUGUAAUAAAUAAUCUUCAUGAUUAAAAUGAA
Manis pentadactyla (Chinese pangolin) is the source of this 1412-nucleotide messenger RNA. It is a transcript of the gene RRP15, whose product is annotated as ribosomal RNA processing 15 homolog. Lineage: Eukaryota; Metazoa; Chordata; Mammalia; Pholidota; Manidae. The transcript is spliced from 5 exons. Bases 105 to 1037 code for a protein of 310 amino acids. Gene Ontology annotation, biological process: maturation of LSU-rRNA; maturation of 5.8S rRNA. The record is from RefSeq and is a predicted model, not a curated record. Gene Ontology annotation, cellular component: preribosome, large subunit precursor.